AUGCAUGCUCGUCUCCUCACGGCUAUUAGCAGUAUUUUUGCCCUCUCUGCCCAGGGCGUACUUGCGGCCAAGCUUCCUCAGGCCACCUUCACCGUGGACGUCGAGGAGCCCGUCGCAACUUUCACGUCUGCCGAGGACGAGUAUGCGGCUCGCGGCUUUGCCGUCGUCCAGGCCAGCUUCAGCGGACCCUGGGGCAUCAACGGCGAGACCUUGACCCUCAACGGCACGAUCGAAGAGGUCGUCGCCCAGGUCGAGGCCAUCAACCCCAACUUUGAUUGGAAUGCCGGCGUCCAGGUCAACCGAGGCAACGGCUUCCGGGAUCGCGUUGUCGCUAGGAAGGACUGCAACGUCCCCAACGGCCGGGCCUCUCGUACUCCCAUCCUCGACGGAGUCAAGUACCUCUACACGAAGCCUAAGGACCACGCUCGCCUCCAGGUCAGGACUUGCUCUCGCGUUAGCUGUUCAUACAACGCUGCCAUUUACAUGUGCUGGGACCCGGUCCCUGGUGCUCCGGAUGUUUACGAGCAGCCUUGGAGCUACGUGGCUGACUACGCCGAGGGCAUCGCGACGGACUGGUGUCCCGUCGAGUAUAGAAAGAACAAGGGAUAUUGGGUUGGCGGCAAGGCUUGGGAUCCCGUUGGUCUUGGUGUUGACGUUCGCCUUGAUAAGUGCUGA
Scedosporium apiospermum is the source of this 675-nucleotide messenger RNA. RefSeq lists its product as uncharacterized. Bases 1 to 675 code for a protein of 224 amino acids. The record is from RefSeq and is a predicted model, not a curated record. NCBI's taxonomy places the organism in Eukaryota, Fungi, Ascomycota, Sordariomycetes, Microascales, Microascaceae. The transcript is spliced from 2 exons.